Perkinsus marinus ATCC 50983 is the source of this 327-nucleotide messenger RNA. RefSeq lists its product as hypothetical. The record is from RefSeq and is a predicted model, not a curated record. NCBI's taxonomy places the organism in Eukaryota, Perkinsozoa, Perkinsida, Perkinsidae. The annotation marks the transcript as partial. The transcript has 3 exons.
AUACUUUUCCCUCCUGGAUCAACCAUUGCUGACCUGCGUCAGGCCAAGCAUGAUGGACCGUUGCAGACUAUAUCGUCACCUUCUCGAUGUCGGUUGGCAUCUCGCCGUAGUUUCCGGCACGCCUCAAAGUGCAAGAAGCUGCUGUUGAAGUCGCAGAUCCUUCCGGACCACAGCCAGCCGUACUCUAUGCGAGCCUAUGCUAGCGACUUUAUUCCCCUUUGCAUGCUGAGGGAUGGCAGGGGAGGCACACGGCCGACCAUGCCGGUUGGCGAGGAUUCUCUAAAGUUCUAUCUUACCUUGCGGAAUCCGAGAUCGGAACCGAUCGAA